Pseudovirgaria hyperparasitica is the source of this 2721-nucleotide messenger RNA. RefSeq lists its product as uncharacterized. Gene Ontology annotation, molecular function: ABC-type transporter activity; ATP hydrolysis activity; ATP binding. NCBI's taxonomy places the organism in Eukaryota, Fungi, Ascomycota, Dothideomycetes, Acrospermales, Acrospermaceae. The transcript is spliced from 3 exons. Gene Ontology annotation, cellular component: peroxisomal membrane. Bases 154 to 2502 code for a protein of 782 amino acids. The record is from RefSeq and is a predicted model, not a curated record. Gene Ontology annotation, biological process: long-chain fatty acid import into peroxisome; very long-chain fatty acid catabolic process; peroxisome organization.
CUUUGGUUCACAUGCGCGAAUGCGAGCUAAAGCGAUCUGACUUCACAGUCUCCGUUCACCAUGUCAGUAUGCACUGGUAGUUAUAGAUUUUACUACAUGUUGUAGCUUUUGGAUUCGUCUUCAUACUGUCUGCCCACCGCACCAUGCGUAAACAUGGCCGCCCAAUCUAAGGAAGACCCGCUCCACGUACUCUACACACGCUACAUCACCCUCAUCCGCUCACGCUUCGCCCGUAGCUCACGCCUCACAAAACUUCUCGCAACAGUCUCCCUACUGUUCUCAAUAAUAGGUGCUGGCUAUGGAACGCAACGAUGGUGGUCGCAGCGGCGCGCCGAGAAAGAGACGGGUCGACGACUGCUCCGACGCAACUCCGGCUUGCGUAUGAAGGACGGGACCAGAAUCAUAUAUGUGCCGUAUCGGAACUCGACGUCCAAGGUCACCAUAUACCCGACGAAACCGACCACGUUUGAUGCGCAUCGCAGGUUGUUCCUGGAACCGCCGAGAGCGGCGGGUUUGGGCAAUGGGUAUACACCGCAAGUGCCGCCGCCGCAGACCAAGCCUGGCUUGAACCUGGCCUUCCUUCACCAGUUCCUGAGCUUGUUGAAUAUAAUGAUUCCAAGGUGGAACAGCAAAGAGACUGGUCUGCUGCUCAGUCAUGGAGUGUUCCUUAUGCUGAGGACGUAUCUCUCGUUGGUUGUGGCACGGCUGGAUGGUGAGAUUGUGCGUGAUCUUGUCGCAGGAAAUGGGCGGGCCUUCCUGUGGGGGAUCACGAAGUGGUGUGGAAUAGGAAGCUUGGCUUCAUACACGAAUGCCAUGAUCAAGUUCUUGCAGAGUAAGGUGUCCAUCGCCUUCCGGACCAGGUUGACGAGAUAUAUCCACGACUUGUAUCUGAACAGCAACCUCAGCUACUACAAGCUGUCGAACCUGGAUGGUGGGAUAGGGCAAGGUGCCGACCAGUAUAUCACGCAGGACCUUACGUUGUUCUGUGCUUCAGCUGCAUCGCUGUACUCGUCGCUCGGCAAGCCAUUCGUGGACUUGUGUGUCUUCAACUAUCAACUCUGGAGGUCACUAGGGCCAAUCGCUUUUACAGGGUUACUGUCCAACUAUUUCUUGACAGCGACGCUGCUGAGGAAAUUAUCACCUCCAUUCGGGAAGCUGAAGGCCGUUGAAGGCAAGCGAGAGGGAGAUUUCCGCGCGUUGCAUUCGAGGCUGAUUAUGAAUGCUGAAGAGGUGGCAUUUUACGGUGGUGAUCAAAUGGAGAAGAUGUUCCUCGAGAAAGAGUUCAAGCAACUAAAACACUGGAUGGAAGGCAUCUACAGUCUGAAGAUCCGAUACAACAUGCUCGAAGACUUUGUGCUGAAGUACUCCUGGUCGGCAUUCGGUUAUCUCAUCACCUCGUUACCUGUCUUCUUGCCUGCAUGGGGUGGUCUUGGCGGAGCUACAGAGUUGCUGGAUGCUGGCAAACCUGGCUCUCGCGAGAACGGGCGAAUGAAGGAAUUCAUCACGAACAAACGCCUCAUGCUCUCAUUGGCCGAUGCGGGCGGCCGUAUGAUGUACUCCAUCAAAGACCUGUCCGAGCUCGCCGGCUACACCUCUCGAGUAUACACACUCAUCAGCACGCUCCAUCGCGUCCACGCCGACGCCUACUUCCCACCAGCAGGCCAACGACCCGACCUCUACUCGCUCUGCGACGUCCAAGGCACAGUCCACAAAGGCUUCGACGGCAUCCGUCUAGAACACGUGCCAAUCGUAGGCCCAGGCCUGUUCCCCCACGGCGGCGAAGAGCUCAUCGAAUCCCUAUCCUUCAUCGUCCACUCCGGCGAGCACCUGCUCAUCACCGGACCCAACGGCGUCGGCAAAAGCGCAGUCGCCCGCGUCGUUGCCGGGCUCUGGCCUACCUACCGCGGCCUCGUCAGCCGGCCCCGUCUCCCCGGCAUGGACGGCGUCAUGUUCCUCCCACAGCGGCCCUACCUCAGCACCGGCACCCUCCGCGACCAGGUCAUAUACCCGCACACCGAGCUCGACAUGCGGGACUCUGGCCGCCGCGACAUCGAACUCAGCCAGAUCCUCGAGAACGCCAAACUGGGCUACCUUCCCGACCGCGAGGGCGGAUACGAUACCAGGAAGGACUGGAAGGAUGUGCUUAGCGGCGGCGAGAAGCAGCGUAUGGGCAUUGCCAGGCUGCUCUAUCACGAGCCGCGCUACGCUUUUCUGGACGAGGGCACGAGCGCUGUUAGUAGUGAUGUCGAGGGCCUGCUCUACGAACGCGCCAAGGCAAAGGGCAUCACCCUAAUAACAAUCUCCACCCGCGCCUCCCUCAAACGCCACCACACCUUCACCCUCACCCUCGGCAGCGGGCCCCACGGCGACGAAUGGGAAUUCCAACAAAUCGGCACCGCGAGCGAGAAGUCCUCUGUCGAAAAGGAACUCAACGAUCUGCGUGACCGGCUGGCUAAAGUGGAGGAGUGGAAGCUGCGCAGGAGUGAGAUUGAGAGGGAAUGACGAUGAGGGUGAUGAAGUGAGAGAGGCUGGUGGAGAUGGAGAUGCUGAUAUCGAUGCUGAUGCCGGUCUGUCUGAGGUACAGACAUAGAGACGGGCGGGUGUACAUGCCAUAGGAAAGAUCCAAGAACAAAGUAGAGCUGCGCGCAAGUGUACCAAUAUCGUAAUGCUAUUGCUAUUCCAGGCAUAGAGAUGAAUGGAUACAUCCACCGGGUAGAACAG